UGAUGCACUCAAAGCGAGCGAGCCUUCUCACUCCUUUGCUCUGCUGUUUUCCUUCUGCCCCGUUCAGUCGGAUGGGCUUCGAUCGGCAUUGAAACUUUUUUUUUCAAGAGCCAAGAUCCUGUCCUGCUGGCUAUUGUUUUUGGGAGCAGCAUCAAAGAGGAGGGGGCGGGGAGUGUUUUUUUUUAAGAGAGGCUGUGAGGAUGAGGAGAGGGGAUGGUGUGAUUCUGUAAAGAGACAGAGAGGAAGAGGGAGACGCUCCAGAAGCAUCACUGCUCCCCCCCCACCACCACCACCUCUUCCAGACUCCUCUUCUGUCUGGCCGACGCUCUCCCCGUUUACACACUCCUUCAGGGGGAGACUGGAGACUUGUGGGGCGAGCAGGAAACAUGUCACAGACCAGGAGGAACACGUACACACGGACCACCAGCAGCGGCAGCAGCAGGAUGAGCUCAGACGGGGGCGGGCGGCCCGUCAAAGUGGGCUCCCUGGUGGAGGUGAUCGGAAAAGGGCAGCGCGGCACGGUGGCUUACAUCGGCAACACGCUGUUUGCCUCUGGAAAAUGGGUGGGAGUCAUCCUGGACGAGGCCAAGGGCAAGAACGACGGCACGGUGCAGGGCAAACGCUACUUCACCUGCGAGGAGAAUCGCGGGAUAUUUGUGAGACAGUCCCAGAUCCAGCUGGUCGAUGAUGGCGCAGACACAACGUCACCGGAGACACCUGAGCCCGGCACCGGCAAGGUUCCAAAACGAGAGAUCCUGGAGACGUCCAAGUCUGCUAAACUGCGAGGACUGAAGCCUAAAAAGGUGUUGCAUGUUUCUCUAAAACCAACUCCUGCACCCCGGAAGACCACGGCCAGAAGGCCCAAGCAGCCCAGUCGGACUGCGGGCACGGCCGGAAAGGGCGCCGCGUCGGGCUCGGCCUCGGCCUCUGCCGGGGAGAUGAGCAGCAGUGAGCCCAGCACGCCGGCACAGACUCCUCUGGCGGCUCCCGUCAUCCCCACCCUCCACUCGCCAGGAAACCUUCCAGCUCCUGGCCCCAGCAAGGACGACGUCACUGUGGAGACACAGGAGGAGGAGGCGCUGCGUGGUCAGCUGAAGGACCUGGAGGAGAAGCUGGAGACGCUGAAGAUGAAGCGGACGGAGGACAAGGCCAAGCUGAAGGAGCUGGAGAAACAUAAGAUCCAGCUGGAGCAGCUGCAGGAGUGGAAGAGCAAGAUGCAGGAGCAGCAGGCCGAGCUGCAGAAACAACUCAAAGAGGCCAAGAGGGAGGCAAAAGAAGCGCAGGAGGCCAAGGAGCGCUACAUGGAGGAGAUGUCGGACACGGCGGACGCCAUCGAGAUGGCCACGCUGGAUAAGGAGAUGGCCGAGGAGAGGGCGGAGUCUCUGCAGCUGGAGGUCGACUCGCACAAGGAGAAAGUGGACGAGCUCACCAUGGACCUGGAGAUCCUGAAGCACGAGAUCGAGGAGAAAGGAUCGGACGGCGCGGCGUCCAGUUAUCACGUCAAACAGCUGGAGGAGCAGAACGGCCGACUGAAGGAGGCGCUGGUCAGGAUGCGUGACCUGUCGUCGUCAGAGAAGCAGGAACACUUGAAGCUGCAGAAACAGAUGGAGAAGAAGAACGUGGAGCUGGACGCUCUGAGGAGCCAGAAGGAGAAACUGCAGGAGGAGAUGUCGGCGGCCGAGAAGACGAUCGACGAGCUGAAAGAACAGGUGGAUGCGGCUUUGGGGGCGGAGGAGAUGGUGGAGACUCUGACGGAGAGGAAUCUGGACCUGGAGGAGAAAGUCCGGGAGCUGAGAGAGACGGUCACCGACCUGGAAGCGAUCAACGAGAUGAACGACGAGCUGCAGGAGAACGCCAGAGAGACGGAGCUGGAGCUGAGGGAGAUGUUGGACCUGGGCGGGGCUAAAGUCCGAGAGUCAGAGAAACGUGUGGAAGCCGCUCAGGAGACGGUGGCCGAUUACCAGCAGACCAUCCAGAAGUACCGCGAGCUCACAGCUCACCUGCAGGAGGUGAACAGAGAGCUGACCAGCCAGCAGGAGGCGUCGGCGGAGCUGCAGCAGCAGCCGGUCGCAGAGAUGUUUGAUUUCAAGAUUAAGUUUGCAGAGACGAAGGCGUACGCCAAGGCGAUCGAGAUGGAGCUGAGGAAGAUGGAGGUCGGUCAGGCCAACAGACACGUCUCUCUUCUGACCGCCUUCAUGCCCGAGUCGUUCCUCCGUCACGGCGGCGACCACGACUGCAUCCUGGUGCUGCUGCUCAUCCCCAGACUCAUCUGCAAGGCGGAGCUGAUCAGCAAACAGGCUCAGGAGAAGUUCGACCUGAACGAGAGCUGUGUGGAGCGAGCCGGGAUGAAGGGAGCGGCCGGCGAGCAGCUGAGCUUUGCAGGCGGUUUGGUUUACUCGCUCUGUCUGCUGCAGGCCACGCUGCAUAAAUACGAACAAGCUCUGACUCAGUGCAGUGUGGACGUCUACAAGAAGAUCGGCACUCUCUACCCGGAGAUGAGCGUCCACGAGCGAUCUCUGGACUUCCUCAUCGACCUGCUGCACAAAGACCAGCUGGACGAGACGGUCAACGUGGAGCCGCUCACCAAGGCCAUCAAAUACUAUCAGCACCUGUACAGCAUCCACCUGGCAGAUCAGACUGAGGACUGCACCAUGCAGCUGGCCGAUCACAUCCGAUUUACCCAGAGUGCCUUGGACUGCAUGGCGGUGGAGGUGGGUCGUCUGCGGGCGUUCCUGCACACCGGUCAGGAGAAGGCGGACCUCGCCGUGCUGCUGAAGGACCUGGAGACGUCCUGCAGCGACAUCCGACAGUUCUGCAAGAAGAUCCGACGCAGGAUGCCGGGAACGGACGCGCCGGGGAUCCCUGCUGCGCUCAACUUCGGACUGCAGGUGUCAGACACGCUCUCAGACUGCAGGAAACACCUGACCUGGGUGGUGGCCGUGCUGCAGGAGGUGGCAGCAGCCGGAGCUCAGAUGAUGUCGCCGCUCGGCGAGCAGGAGGGGCUGGCGGCCGUCAAGCUGGAGGAUGUGGCGUUCAAGGCCGGAGAGCAGAUUUACGGAUCGCAGGGAGCCAACCCGUACGAGUAUCUGCGUCAGUCCUGUGGCAUGGUCAUAGCAACCAUGAACAAGAUGGCCACCGCCAUGCAGGAGGGAGAAUAUGACUCUGAGAAGCCUCAAAGCAAGAAUCCUCCUCCUGUGGACGUGCGGUCUGCGGCCCUCCGGGCUGAGAUCACUGACGCGGAGGGUCUCGGUUUGAAGCUGGAGGACAGAGAGACGGUCAUCAAAGAGCUGAAGAAGUCUCUGAAGAUCAAAGGGGAGGAGCUUAGCGAGGCCAACGUCCGUCUCAGCCUGCUGGAGAAGAAGCUGGACAGUUCGUCCAAAGACGCAGACGAGCGCGUUGAAAAGAUUCAGACCCGACUGGACGAGGCGCAGACGCUGCUGAAGAAGAAAGAGAAGGAGUUCGAGGAGACGAUGGACGCUCUGCAGGCCGACAUCGACCAGCUGGAGGCGGAGAAGGCGGAGCUGAAGCAGAGGAUCAACAGCUCCUCCAAGAUGACCGUCGACGGGCUGAGAGGAACCGGCCCGUCGGGAAUCGCCUCCAUCGUCACGGGAAUAUCAGGAGAGGAACAAAAAGCGAACAUGAUCUCCGGCGUCGGUUCCGGCUCGGGCGUCCAGGUGAUAGACUCUCCUCUGCUGACUCAGCAGAUCGAAGCUCAGAGACUCUGCAUCAAACACCUGAAGAACGACAACAACAGACUGAAGGCAGAGAAGAUGCGUGCUCAGCUCGCCGCUCUGCCUCCUCUUCACGUGACCAAACUUCCCUCGAAAGACGGUCGGCCUGAAGUGCUCUCCAGCGCCCUCUACCGCAAAACCGACCAGCUGCUGGAGACUCUGCUGCAGAUGAGCGCCAACGUCAAGGUGGUCGACAUCACGGGGAAAUCUCCAGUGACUCCUGGUGCUCAGCUGCUGGAACAGACGGCAAGAUUACAGUCACUCAGUGACACACUGGGCCGACUGAAGGAUGAAGUAGCGGAGCACGUCGUCAACCAUCAGCCCGGCGCUCGAGUCUCGUCUGAUUUUGCAACUUUUCCUUCGACCACGUUUGUGAAGGCGAAGGAGGAGAAGCAGGGCGACACGGUCCUGGUGGGUCGGGUCAUGCUGCCGUGCGCCCGCGGUCAGGAGCAGGUCCAUCGCCUCGUCCUGUCACAGAAUCAGCUGCAGAGAGUUCACAGUCUGCUGAAGACCUGACGGACACCAGAUCCCUGAACCCUCGUCUUCAUCAUCUUCAUCAUCUUCAUCAUCAUCUUCAUCAUCUUCAUCCUCCUCAGCUUAGCAGUCUGGUUUCCACUCCACAGCCAAACAAGGGAAACCAGGAGGUAUUUAAAAAAACACUACUGUGAUCAUAACCUGCGGGAACGUAUAUUUAAUCGUAUUUAUAAGACAGUCAGGACCGAGUCUGAUCUCAAGAUCACUUUGGAGGUUAAAUAUUUAAACAUGUUAAACAUGAGAACUGCAACAAAAUCCUUAAAGACGAAUUAAUCAAUCAGAAGCUGAUCCACAAAUGUUUAAAAUUAGAAACCGUUUUAUCUGAAGAUGCCCCUCAAAACCUUAGUGACAUCAUAAUAUGCUUUUUGGGCGGCAUGGUGGUUUAGUGGUUAGCUCUGUCACAGUGAGGAGGUUCCUGGUUCAAAUCCCCGUCUGACAGGAGCCUCUCUGUGUGGAGUUUACAUGUUCUCUCCGGCUUCCUCCCACAAUCCAAACACAUGCUCGUUAGGUUAACUGCUGACUCUAAACUGCUCGUAUGUGAGUACAAUUCAUUUCUGAGGAUUUUUAAAAGAACAAACCAGGAAAGCAGCAAAAAAACACUUUUAUGCGUCUCCUCUUCCUGUGAAACCUGAACAACCCAUCGAUGAUCUAAAUCAAAGACAAACAUGUUUUAAACUUUAACCUUCAGAGUGACCUUCAUCAGACUGCUGUUCUCCUGACACGAGCUCCACAAAGCUGUACCGGUAACUUAUAGGUCAGUCGAGGCCGUGAUCCUCGCCGCACGCUGCACUACAUUUGAUUUUGCACAGAGUCGUUAUCGUCGGUGUGGAAGCUGCUCACUGAGGUUUAUAAUCAGCUGCAGGAGGGGGAAUGUUUGCUUUCUAUGUUUCAGUGUUUCACUCUCUGCUCUGAUAUUUAGCAGCACACAGGAGGAGGGUCAUGUUUACGUUUCUAUCAGGUGUCACUGUUUUUAAAAAGCUCACUGUUUAAAGGGAGAGAAGAAGAAGAACUGUGAGGGGUUUAAAUGUAGAUUUGUUCAUUAGGAGCGAGUAGGGGGGCUUCGUACUGUUGGUUUGAUCAAAGAGACUUUUUGCACAUUUUACAAAACGAGAGAAACAACAGAGGAGAAUAAAAGCUGCACGUUCUCUUCACUGCUCCACUGAUCGACUAAUUUAGUAUUUUCACAGUAAGGGAAAAAAACAUAUUAAACAAAUAACAAAAAAGACAAAAUUCAGUGCAGGAAGAGGAAGAAAACUCAAUGAGCUUAUUUGAAGCCUCCACCUAAAUAAUGCUAAAAUAUCACCAAAUUAAAAAAAACAACUAAACAAAACAUAAUUAAGAUGCAGCAAAGAACAGAUAGAACUAACGAUGUAAUCUUUGUAGUGAUGAAGUAACAUGCAGAGAUACUCGACUUUCUGUUCCUGCAGGUCGCUUUUAGAAAAUACACAUUUGAAAAAAAAUAAUAAUUUAGAAGGAGAAUAAGUUUUAAAAUCUUUUAAAGGAGUAAAUUGUGACACUGUUCACUGUCCAGAAUCAAAGGGUUAAUUUAUUUGUUGUUAGUGAAUCUGUGAGUGACGAAGUAAGGACCGUGUGGAGGCAGGAAGCAGAGUAUCUCUGACCUGCAGCAUGCUGACGGUUUAUUUUCCUCUGUUGGUGAAACUGAAACUUUAUCGACUGCACCGAACGAGAACAAAAUGUUUUUAACCUUUUAAAGGAUUUACUGUCAGACAGAUUCAUGUUUAUUUAAAAAGAACAGAAGAAGGGUUUUAUUGGUUUUUAAUUAUUAUUAAGUUAUUCUCACUCUCGGGGUGUGAAUGUCAUGCCAGUUGUUAUUGUGUACUUUUUCAUGCUUGGUAUAAAUGAUUCACCUACGGAGGCCUGCGAGGCUCAGGAAGGAAAGAAACUCAACAGCUGUUUGUAAAUCUGUUCCCAGGGUGUACAAGAGUUAUAAAGUGUGCACACAGGUUUGCAAUCGAUUUCUGUUUAUGAAAACCUGAGCAGCGUUUAUAAAUCCCUGCACGUGUAGGUUAUUGACGGUUCUUACUGGAGCCUGAAACCCUGAGGAGACGAGGUCGAGAUCUCAUCAAUCCACUUUAUGUUUAAUAUAAAUGAAGAGUUAUGGAUGCACUGAUGGUCACUCAAAAAACACCUGGCAUACGGAGUCCAUCAUGGGAAUGUUUGUUUCUCCUGACCUUUAUUUAUAAGGUGGGAAGUGCUAAGAACUAUGGGUACACCUACACACUGCGAGGUGCCCCCUAGUGGUGUGGAGGGGAAUUACCUUACAGUUUCUUACAUGAUUUUGUAAACACUGGGAAUGGAUUUACAAUCAGCUUCUUUUUUUUUUUUUUAAACCUGAGUCUUCUGGCUCUCCGUACACAGCGGUGGCUUUGGUUGAAAAUAAUCCAGAUCCGUUGUGUCUGAACCUCUCGUUCCGCUGAGUCGUGUUCCUGUUUCAGUUUGUGUCCGAGCCUUAAACGGGCAGAGAGCUGCGAGGUGACGAGCGAUCAUCGCCUGCCUUAUUUUGAUUCAUUCAGACCACACUGUGUUUAAAAGCAAAACUCCAUCUUUGCCAAAGAUUCUCUGUUUUUGCCAUGGUCUGAUUAACUGUUUUUUUAUGAUUCAUUAGAGUAUUUAUGUUUGCACAGUACGGUCUUAACUUGAAGUUUUAUUAAACGAUGUAUUUAAUGGGCAUAGUGCAUCUUAAUUCUUAUUUAUUUACUCUGUUAUUUAAGUGUCUGCAGCUUGUCUAACUCGUCUUACCUUUCGUCCUCGUGUGGCUUCCUGCUCUCGCACAAACGUUAACUGAUCAAUAAAGACAUUUAAGCCAG
Molecule: messenger RNA, 7093 nt
Organism: Labrus mixtus (cuckoo wrasse)
Lineage: Eukaryota; Metazoa; Chordata; Actinopteri; Labriformes; Labridae
Gene: dctn1b
Product: dynactin 1b
Exons: 32
Coding region: 387-4247 (1286 amino acids)
Biological process (GO): nuclear migration; establishment of mitotic spindle orientation
Cellular component (GO): spindle pole; axon; microtubule associated complex
Source: RefSeq, a predicted model, not a curated record